Messenger RNA from Entamoeba histolytica HM-1:IMSS, 1014 nucleotides. RefSeq names its product adenosine deaminase, putative. The record is from RefSeq and is a predicted model, not a curated record. Lineage: Eukaryota; Evosea; Mastigamoebida; Endamoebidae. The transcript has a single exon. The coding region runs from base 1 to 1014 and encodes 337 amino acids. Gene Ontology annotation, molecular function: adenosine deaminase activity. Gene Ontology annotation, biological process: adenosine catabolic process; inosine biosynthetic process.
AUGAACCUUUUCAUUCAACAAUUCCCUAAAGUGGAAUUACAUUCUCAUUUGAAUGGAUCUAUUAGAGAAGACACCCUUAAAUUGUGGCACAAAAAUACUCACAUUACUGAAUUAAUUGACUCGAUUUUAUCUCCAAAAACAUCUUGUGAAGAAGCAUUAUCUAAUUGUUUUAAAGCAUUUGAUUUAAUUUAUGAAGCUACAAAUUCAUUAGAAAGAAUUAAAAUUUUAGCAAUGCAAGUCCUUGAAGAUUAUGAUAACGAUAAUACUAUUAUUGCAGAGAUAAGAACAACACCAAGAAAACUAGAAGGUCAUAGUCAAAGAGAUUAUAUUGAUACUGUGGUUAAUGCUUUUGAAGAUUAUAUAAAACAAAGAACUAAAACAACACCAUUCUAUCCUUAUUUAAUUCUUUCUAUAAAUAGGUCUAGACUAAAUGAUGCAUAUGAAACUAUAGAAUUAGCAUCUGAAUAUCAAAAGAAAACUCCAUUUGUUAGAGGUAUUGAAUUAAGUGGAAAUCCAUUCAAAGGAACAUGGAAAGAAAUUAUACCAUUGAUGGAACAUGCAAAAGAAUUAGAAUUACCAGUCACAAUGCAUAUUGGAGAAAAGGUUGAUGAUGAAGAAUGUGUUAAAUUAAUAGAAUGUUAUCCAUCACGUGUUGGACAUGGAAUAUUUUUAAAUAAAAAAGCAAUUGAAUUAAUGCAUGAAAAUAAUAUUGGAUGUGAAGUGUGUUUAACAAGUAAUAUGGUGUCAAGAAGCAUAAAGGGAUAUGACAAACAUCCAAUGAUGAAUAAAGCAUUAUUCAAAGGAAAGGUAUUUAUUAGUUGUGAUGAUAGAGGAUUAUUUAGGACAAGUAUGGUUAAUGAAAUGAGACAUGCUAUUCAAGCGUAUUGUCAUAAUAAUGAACAAGAAGGAAAAGAAUUUAUGAAACAAUUAUGUUUAAAUGGAAUUCAAUUCUCAUUUUUAUCAUCCGAAAUAAAGCAAAAAUUAAGGGAUUAUGUUUUAGGUAUCAAUAUUUAA